Uranotaenia lowii is the source of this 2061-nucleotide messenger RNA. It is a transcript of the gene BBS1, whose product is annotated as Bardet-Biedl syndrome 1 protein homolog. Gene Ontology annotation, biological process: protein localization to cilium; non-motile cilium assembly. The record is from RefSeq and is a predicted model, not a curated record. The coding region runs from base 169 to 1980 and encodes 603 amino acids. Gene Ontology annotation, cellular component: axoneme; BBSome; centrosome. Gene Ontology annotation, molecular function: patched binding; smoothened binding. The transcript has 4 exons. NCBI's taxonomy places the organism in Eukaryota, Metazoa, Arthropoda, Insecta, Diptera, Culicidae.
AUUGACGAUAAACAACGAAAACUUUAAACAUUUUAUCAAUUUUCAAUAAGUUUUAUAGCUGAUUUAUUAUAAACCUAUCUAUUUUUUCAACAUUUUCAACGAAAACAUCUACGGAAAGGUGAACAACAUCUGUAAUUUGCUCUUAUUGUGGACAUCGCAACGUGGGAAAUGUUUUUGAGCAAAACUAAGGCCGCAGAAAAGUGGCUGGACGCCCAGUGCGAUGGAACGGCCGCCCUACACACUUUGCCGGCCUGCAUGUCCCUGUGUGACCUGAAGAAUGACAACUACUAUCAGCUCAUUAUCGUCGAUGUACCCCUCUUCGAUUUCGAUUCCAAACCCAAGCUCAAGGUGUACAAGGGCACCAAUCUAACCAGCGAACAGAACCUUCCCGGGAUCCCGUCCGCCGUUGAGAGCUUGUAUAUAAAUGAACAGGAACCGAGGAUUCCCAUUAUUGCAGUGGCAGUGGAAUCGGCAAUCCUUUUCUACCGGAACAUGAAACCUUACUACAAGUACUCGAUACCAAGUUUACCGAUCGAUGUGGUCGAAGUCGACGCCUGGAAAAAGUUGUCCGUCGAGCGUCCGGAAAAUAUCGAUAAAUAUAUCGACAAUUUACGUACGUUGAAUUUGAAUCAAAUGACGGAACUGUCCCAGGAAUUGUUGGCACUUCCGGAGCACGAGAGAGCGUCCUUCAUAGUGGAACACUCGGAUCCGCAGUUGGAACGAUUUCCUGUCAUCACGGCCAUGACCUCAAUCAAGAAAACUACAAACGAAACCAAGUCGGCUUCAUGUUUGAUUCUGGCCGCCGAAUCCGGUGAUGUCAUGAUCCUGGACACUCAGGCCUUCGUGUUGCUGCAUCAGGCCCGAGUUUGCUCAUUCCAGGGAACCCCAAGUAUCAUCUCGGCCAGCGGUCAGUACGAUAUCGACUUCCGGGUGGUGAUCGCAACCCGGGAGGGAUCGCUCUGUCUGCUCCGAAAAGGUUGGCUGGUUGGUCAGCACAUUGUCAAACUGGAACAUCCGGCGGCCGGUUUGGCGUUGCUGCCGAUCGAUCAGACCAUAGUGGUGGUUUGUAUGAGCAAUCAGCUUCUCUGCUACUCGAAAAAGGGCAAGCAACUGUGGUCCGUGACCCUACCUCAAUCGGCCGUUUGCAUGACCCCGGUAUGUUUGCCCCAUCUGGGGAUCAAUCUUGUUUGCGUAGCUCUGCGCGGAGGACUCGUUCAGUUUUACUGUCAGAAGAAGCUGGUCGAUCAAUUCUACGCUCCGGAAACCGUAUCGGCCGUGACGUUUGGACGUCUCGGCCAAGAGGAGCACGUGCUGAUCCUGGUCACUUCCGAUGGUUCACUGAUCGUAAAGAUCCUCAAGAGGACGGCCGAAUUCGCCGUUACUGAAAACAUCUACGACAUCAAAACGGCCACCGAGGAAGCCUCAGGUAGUCUGCAGAUUCCGAAGAAAACGAAAAUUUUUGUUGAACAAACCGUCCGGGAGAAGGAAAAUGCAGCCGCCAUUCAUAGUUCCUUUCAGUCGGAACUGUGGCGGAUGAGAUUAACGGCUGCCCGGGCCACAGUUGAUGUCAUAAAUUCAGCCGAUAGCAACAUGUCCGGCGAUAUCGGCUUGGCUCCGAUUAAAAUGGCCGCUGAAGUUUUAGGCCUGGGACCCGUCUUUAAGCUGUUUAUAGUUUUGGAAAACAUUUCCGCUCGGAAGGAAGCAACCGGAUUGAAUGUCCUGAUCCAAGCGGACCAUCGACAUUAUACGGCUGAGAGGCCUUACUUGCAGCUGCCGAUGUUGGUUCCGGGAGCUCCGCUGAAGCUGGACUUCAAGAUAACGGCUGUUAUGGAUCCGGGUGAUGGGCUGGCACCGGCUGAUUUGACACCGGAAAACUCCUUCGUGCGAGUUAUCAUUUUUAAAACCGGUCAUUCAAAGCCGUUGAUAGCAUCGACCGUUAUCAUGCCACAAUCGGAGCCACAGAUACUGAACUCGUUUUAAUGCUGGGAAAAAUGAUUUUUGGUAUGAAGUUUAUUUUAUCAUUUAUCAAGUAAGGACAAGUUUUAUGAUAAGAAGCAACAA